GCGUCAGACAGUUGCCGCGAGGAGGUGACUCGUCUGCGGGAACAAGAGAAGCUUCUGAAGGGCCAACUUCAGAAACAGGAAAACCUCCUACACCGACUGCAACUGCCGAACCAGCCUGGCAAAGAGGACAAAGCCAGACCGGACCAAAGCCUGGACACCGAGUACACAGACUGCUCCCAGCUCUUUAGUUCUGGCCGCGAAUCCAGUGGUUUCUACUCCAUCAAACCCCGUGGCAGCCCUUUCCCUUUCAGAGUCUACUGUGAUAUGAGUGAUGGAGGAGGUUGGACCGUCAUUCAGCGACGGAUCAAUGGAACAGAGAGUUUUAACAGAUCGUGGGCAGAGUAUAAGGAUGGUUUUGGAGACAAGGAUGCAGAGUUUUGGCUUGGAAAUGAUAACCUGCAUUACAUUACCACACAAGGAAAUUAUUCACUGAGGAUUAACCUGGGAGACUUUGAUGGUAACCAGCGCUAUGCAGAGUACAAGAACUUCCAAGUGGCCAAUGAAAAGGAUCACUAUCGACUUGCCUUUGGGUCCUAUGUAGGUACAGCUGGAGAUGCUUUAUCUGGAAGUUAUCAGGUAGGUGCGUCAGAGUGGGCCAGUCACCAGGGUAUCAAAUUCAGCACCCACGACCAGGACAACGAUAACUACAAAGGAAACUGCGCACAGGAAGACAAUGGAGGCUGGUGGUUCAACAAGUGUCACUCAGCCCAUCUUAAUGGAAUGUACUACCCCAAGGGGCACUACAGUGCUUUAACAGACAACGGUGUAGUUUGGUACACUUGGAGAGGAUGGUGGUACUCCCUGAAAACAAGCUCCAUGAAACUGAGACCCAUGGACUUCAAAAUGGAUCCCAUUGACGACGCCAAUGCUGUACAUCCCAGACCAACUUCCUAAAUAAGACAUGUGGAGAUAUAUACAUGUCUACAUGGCUUGAUUAUUUUUGGAGCUAAGCAAACCUCUCAAAUCCAUUUGGACUUGUUCGCACACUAAGCACUUAACAAUCCCACUGACACCUUUAAAAAAUAUGCUUCCUGGUUUAUCUGGAUGGAGUAGAGUAGCUGUAACUAAAAUAGUAAAUGUAGCCAAGAUGAACCACAGAUUCAAUUACACAUAUGUCUGAAAUGGUUUAAAUGAAACAUUGUGCUAACAAUAUUCUAACAUCUUUAUAGAAAAUAGUUGCUCAUAUGACGACACACUUGUAAGAUGACUUGUGAAACCGUGUGCCUGUUUUAGAGACAUGAAUGUUGUAAGGGGGAAGUAACUUGCACACACAGCUGUCUGUUUUGCAGGAUAAAAGUGAAAUUGAGGCAGAAUGAUUGUCUGAAGGCAAGUGAAAGCAGCCAUUAUCAUGUCAUUGAAAAAGGCUGUAAUAAGAACUUAAGUGUUCUCUUUAUACAGCAAUAUAUGAUAAUAGGAGCAGCAGAGCCCAGUACUGGGAAUUGGCCCAAAUGUUAUGAUACAUAAGUUGUUCACACAAACAGUUGAAUAAAAAGAAUGCUAUUAUAUGAAUGAAAGCAAAGAACGGUAGACAUAACGUAUUGUUAUUUUUCACGAUGUUACAGGUAAAGCUAUCUUUUAGAAUUGCAGUAUACAUUGUGCUUGUUAUCAAACAUGUUGAUUGUGAACAUAAAUCCAGCUAUAUCCAUGCCAUUUGCAUUUUUACCAUAUUUCACAUAAUAAAACCAAAAAAC
Messenger RNA from Notothenia coriiceps (black rockcod), 1691 nucleotides. Its product is annotated as fibrinogen-like 1. The transcript is spliced from 6 exons. Gene Ontology annotation, biological process: blood coagulation; platelet aggregation; positive regulation of heterotypic cell-cell adhesion. The record is from RefSeq and is a predicted model, not a curated record. Lineage: Eukaryota; Metazoa; Chordata; Actinopteri; Perciformes; Nototheniidae. Gene Ontology annotation, molecular function: extracellular matrix structural constituent; protein-macromolecule adaptor activity. The annotation marks the transcript as partial. Gene Ontology annotation, cellular component: fibrinogen complex.